AUGUCUACCAGCACCACCACCAUUAUCACACUUCCUCACCUCCUUAAACCCCACCCGUACACUGACGAGCUCGUGACACUGCGUCACGUCGCUCAAGUCAACUGGGUUUGCCAGGAGCUCAAAACACUGUUCAGGCAACGGAACAGAAUCAGCAACAGCAACACUGACUUUCCGAAGCCGAGUGUUCUGAAGAGGAGGACCAACAACAGUGACAGUGAUAGUGCUCACAGUGAGGAAGAGGGAGAGGGGGUGGCGGAGGCGGAGGCGACAACACCAGUAUACAAUGGGUAUGUGUACAGCACUGUGGAUUAUUUCGGGAUACCGAGGGAUAUCCCGCGUUUGUACGACCCGGAAGAGUUGAAAAUCCAGGAUGAAUGCACUUAUUAG
Messenger RNA from Morchella importuna, 387 nucleotides. RefSeq lists its product as uncharacterized. The record is from RefSeq and is a predicted model, not a curated record. Lineage: Eukaryota; Fungi; Ascomycota; Pezizomycetes; Pezizales; Morchellaceae. The transcript has a single exon. The coding region runs from base 1 to 387 and encodes 128 amino acids.